AUGAGGGACGUCAACAAGCCUCUGCUCUCCAAUCACGCUAUUUCGAGGGCCCGCACCUAUGACACAUCACUUUCAGAUGGUGCUUUGGGACAUCAAGGCAGUUCGGGAGCUGAAGGAGGAGCUCCAGAGGUGCAAAGUCCCAGGCCUUCGCGGUCAAGUAUAGAGAUUUUGGGUCCUGCAAAAGAAAGUACAAGAACAGCUGUGCAAUCGGGCUUUCCAGGAAGCCAGCAACCACUGACUCUUUGGAAUUGUGCAUCAUACUAUCUUCCCUGUUUCACAUGGCUCCCGUCUUACAAUUCGUCAAAGCUCUUUAGAGACGUGCUAGCCGGUGCCUCGUUGGCUUCUUUCCAGAUACCUCUAGCUAUGUCAUACUCAACGUCCAUUGCGCAUGUUCCACCUUCUUGUGGACUUACUGCACUAGCCGUUACACCCUUCAUGUAUGCAAUCUUCGGAUCUGUGCCUCAGAUGAUUGUGGGUCCCGAAAGUGCUAUUUCUUUGGUGGUUGGACAAGCGAUUGAAAAACUGUCCAAGCAUGAUCCAGGAAUUGGUGUGAUAAACUUAUGUAUCAUCCUCACAUUCAGCAGCGGUGCAGUGCUUUUAUUAUCCGGACUCAUGAGAUUUGGGUUUCUGGACGGCGUGUUGAGCAGAGCACUUUUGCGCGGUUUUAUAAGUGCUGUGGGACUCGUGAUGGUACUGAACUCACUGAUCACUGAAUUGAGACUCAAGAAGGUGUAUCAAGAAGCCCCUGGUCACUACCAUGCCCCCUACCAGAAAAUCAAAUUUCUUCUUAACUAUGCCCCAGCAAACUAUCACUAUCCCACAGCGGUUUUAAGCGCAGUCGCUUUUGCAUUUUUCAUGCUUUUGAAGUAUCUGAAGAAGAGACUUUCGAAACGGUAUAAGAAAGUUAUUUUCGUACCCGACAUUCUAUUAGUUGUGGUCCUGGUCACACUGGUGUCGUAUCUCCAUGACUUCAAGCACCGAUACGGUAUUGAAGUAGUCGGCGAUAUAAAUACUGAAAGCGGUGGAACCUUAAGAAAUCCGUUAGCCAAAAAGAAUCUGAAAUACUACAAUGAUCUAUUUCACGCCAGCUUUAUGGUCGCCUUACUCGGAUUUUUUGAGUCUACCACUGCGGCCAAGUCUUUGGGAUCAGCAAACGACUUAGCCGUGUCAUCGAACCGCGAACUCGUUGCAUUAGGAAGCUUGAACUUGGUUGGUUCUCUUUUUGGGGCAUUGCCGUCUUUUGGAGGAUAUGGGCGAUCCAAGAUCAAUGCUUACUCAGGUGCUGUAAGUGCCAUGUCGGGUGUGUUCAUGGGUGCUAUAACUUUAAUCACGUCCAAAUUUUUGCUUGGCCUAAUACAUUACAUUCCGGUGUGCAUUCUUUCGGUGAUCACUACAGUGGUCGGAAUCUCGCUUUUUGAGGAAGCACCCGCUGACCUUCGGUUCCACUAUACGUGUAAGGGGUAUAAUGAGCUCAUUACCUUUGCCAUUACAGUUCUUACUACAUUUUUCUACUCGGUAGAAGCCGGUAUCACCGUGGGGUGUGGUUAUUCGGUGAUUCGGGCUAUCAAGCAAUCCACUAGCUCUAGGAUUCAGAUUUUGGCGAGGAUAUCCGGCACCAAUCGGUUUGUCAACGCUGACGACUUUGGGGAUCCUGCAUACCGAGAAAGUCUUGGACUUAGCCAGCUUGAGCAUGUUGAAGGAUGCUUGAUUGUUAAAAUUCCCGAGCCGCUGAUUUUUACCAAUACUGAAGAUCUCAAAACAAGACUAACUCGAUUGGAAAACUAUGGAUCUGUAAAUGCGCAUCCUGCUAGUCCUCGCGUUCGUGAUAAAGAGCAAACCAGGCAUAUGAUUUUGGAUUUGGAUGGGAUGACGCAUUUAGACUCUUCCGCUGCUCAGAUCUUGUAUGAGAUUGUCACAAAUCUAAGGAAACGGAAGGUAAAGGUGUACUUAUCACGAGUUCCCAUGACUAUUGCUGUACGUGACAGACUUAAUGCCGCAGGGAUUGUCGCGAUGGUUGAGACUACAACUUUGACUGAAGGCCCGGCGCUUUUGAGUGGAGCAAGCCCCUCUUGGUGUUUCCAAAGCGUACAGGAUGCUCUACGUUCUGCGGAUGACAUCGAUGAAUUCCAAGUUUCGGUAACUUCCAGCGAGUGCGCCUCGCUGGAUGGGACAUUUGUUAACUGUACAGCUAUUUAUUAA
Lachancea sp. 'fantastica' is the source of this 2199-nucleotide messenger RNA. The record is from the annotation of a GenBank genome assembly. NCBI's taxonomy places the organism in Eukaryota, Fungi, Ascomycota, Saccharomycetes, Saccharomycetales, Saccharomycetaceae.